Aphanomyces astaci is the source of this 805-nucleotide messenger RNA. RefSeq lists its product as hypothetical. Lineage: Eukaryota; Oomycota; Saprolegniomycetes; Saprolegniales; Verrucalvaceae. The record is from RefSeq and is a predicted model, not a curated record. Gene Ontology annotation, molecular function: oxidoreductase activity; antioxidant activity. The transcript is spliced from 5 exons. The coding region runs from base 1 to 609 and encodes 202 amino acids.
AUGGGAGUUGUAGCGACAGCCAUCGGCACUCACUUGACGACGAUCUUUACGACACCCGUGGGCCAAGCCAUCGCAUUUGCUUCCGUGGCUGGGUAUCUCACCUACUACUACGUGGGAGACAUCACGAACUGGUCCUUCCAGGACUUCGGCUUCGUCGUUGCCGUCACGGCCGUAGUGCUCCUGCAUCGAUACCGCUUGAAAUCCUACAUUGAGCAUGACCCGACGCAGCGCAUCUUGGACGACGUUGUGCCAGCGUAUUCGUUGAAGGACGUCGAGUACGUCCAGGGGUCGCCAGUGCUUCUGGGGGAGUCGCGCGUCGUGGCCAUUCUCUUCUUCGCAACAUGGUGCAAGGGGUCUCGUGUCGCCCUGAACGAGUUUCAAAAAGUGUACGACACGUACGGCCAUGACGUGGCGUUCAUUGCCGUCACACAAGAGUCCAGAGAAGACUUGGACGCGUACGAAGUCCACGGGCGUCAGGCCAGCAACUUUAAGUCACUCAACACGUUUGGCUUUGCGAUUGCGAUCGAAGACGGCACGUUAACCAAAGAGUAUGCAUCAACAUCAUCACUAUCAUCAUCUGGCGUUCGCAUGAGGCUUUGGCAUGUGUAGGUACCAGCUCAAGCACAACGUCAACACGUUGCCGCAUGUGUACUUGGUUGGUCGAGACGACACGAUCUUCUGGCACGGCCAUCCCCUGGGCCACUUCGACGAUGCCACCAGGCGAACGCUGGCGUAUGAUUUCUCCGCCGCCGCAGCGCCAAAUAAGAUGGACUAAUGAUGAUGAAGGUGCUGCUGUGAAACCACC